AAAUCUGCCGCCUUUAUCGUUGUAAAUAGCAACAGUAACUAAGGGGGCGGGGCUUAACAAACUGUCACCAGCAAUAAUCUGAAGAACCAAUCAAAUCCGUCUCCACGGUCUCCUUUUCAAAAUAAAAGCUUAUAUGCACAUGUUAAGAAAAGCACCUUUAAGUUUGUAGAUAGUAAAAACUGAAUUAAUUUUUUUUACUUUAAGCUUUGUUCUCUGUGUGAUGUUUUUUUUUUUUGCAAGAAAAUGUACGAACUUAAAAUCAUUAAUUUAUUAUAAAAUAAGUUUGAUCUGCUUGAAAACAAAUACGAACAGUGUCCAGACUCAUUUAGUUCAACGUCCCUUUCAAAGUACAUAAAACUGUAUUUUAGUGUAAUAGUUGGAACAUAUCAACUGAUUAAUUAACAGCAGCUGUAUUUUAUACGUUUUUUGGAUGGCCAGACAUUUUAAAAGAAACAGUUUUAGUUCGUACAAUCCCUGCCACUGCCAUCGCCUUGAAUAAAUGCUUGCAUCCACUCAGUCUGAUUGUGUGGGAUUCAUUUUUAUUAAAGGCUUUCAGUUGGUUAGAAGUUGUUUCUUGUCUUUACUCAGGUGCAGUUGACUCUUUGUAUUGACUGCCCUCCAGUGGCCACAGAGACAACAGUGUUAUUAUCAGUAUAAUCAUUAUUAAUAACAAUAUAUACAAUAUGUUAUUUGUUAUAUCAUUAAUGAGAUAUAACAAAUAAGACUAGUUGCAUCAGUGUUGGUAAUAAUCAUACUUUCAUACAUUCACAACACUAAAAAGCUGCUUAAAUUAAAAUUUUCUGCUUAAAUCAAGUGUCAAGGUAGAGGUAAUACUUCCUGUUAAUACUUUCAAAAUAAAUAGUGAAUGCAAACAAAUCUACAGAUGUCUGUUUCUCCAAAGAUGCUAUAAAAAAAAAUAAUAAUAAUGAUAAUAAUAAUAAUAAUAAUAAUAAGGAAAUCAAGGACUCUUGUUACUGUUAUUUUGGAAUUUUUCCAGAUUCGUUGUAACAUUUCUGUUUAAUUUUUAUUACUAUAUAAAUAAACGUGCUGUUUUAUAAUGUCUGCAGUUCAGACAUUUUAAUUGACUUUUUAAUUUAAUAGAUGAAUAUAUAUCAAAUAAAAACACUGCAACAACAUUAAAGUUGAUCCCAAUUAGUAUCUGUAUUGUUAAUAAUAGUAAUAGGAACAUUUUAACAUUAAUAUAUUAAUACAUGUACGUAAACUGCAAAUAAAAACGUCUUUUAUUGUUUUCAUUUACUAUUUAUUUCUGUUAAUAUUGUUUGUAAUUGCACAGUUUUACAUUUAAAGGGAAAAUAAUGAAUUAAUAAUAAUAAAACAGCAUCAAUGUCCUGAGCAGCGGUGGGUAGCUACUGGAAAAACUUGAAAAAACUGCACCUGAAUUUCAGCCAAUAACCCCGAAACAAUAAAACACUUACCUACACAUUAUAAAUUAUAUAUUUACAGUUUAAAAUACAGACUGUGCUUUAAAAUAACAUCCAUCCAUAACUCCUGCACACUGUAUAGAGACAUGAAUACAUGCAUACGGUACAUAACCACCCACUCCAUUUACAGAACACUUUGAUUGUGUUGACGCUGACUGUUCAUUUUAUCUGUGCUCAGCUUUGUUGUCCUUGUUUUUAAUUUGUUAACUUGUUCUAAUCUAAUGUCUUCUUGUGUUUUGUGUGUAAGAACACUGAGAGUCACAUUCCUCGUUUGUUUAGAUACACUUGAUCAAUCAAUCAAUCAAUACAGGCUCAUCUUGUUUUAUCUGAUCUUAUCUUAUUGGAGGAUUCAAGGUUAUUUUAUUGUCAUUUACAACAUGCAGGGUUGUAACAUUAAUAUUAGAUAUAGUUUCCUGUGUGCUACUUGGAAAACAAAAUUGACUAAUAAGUAAUAAAAGGUAAUGUGAAGUAAUGCUUAUCUUAUAUUAUCUUAUAAGUUAUAUUGUUCACUUGGUGUAAUAUCCUUCUUGUAUGUCUUAUUUUGUUUCUUUAAAACAGAAACAGAAAAAAAACCUUUAUUAUUAUUUCAUUCAUUUAUUUUUAGUUGUUUAUUGAUCACAUUUCAAAUGUACAAAUACAAACACUGUGCAAGUAUUUCAAUCCUUUUAACCCAAAAAUAUAAACCAACAAUAAACAACAAUACAUAUAAAAUAUAAGAUUACAAAGUAAAAGACAUGGUAAUAAAACAAAAACACACGCAUCACAUUAUGGGGACAUGUAAAAUUAAACAUACAUAUAGUAUAUAACUGUAUAUAACGUAAUAAUUUACAGUCAAAGAGGGAGAACAAUAACUGCUGUAGUUUUAUUUUUGUAGGUUUUGGCCGGAUGUUGUCACGCGAGCUGACGUAUCCAUGACGACAGCAGAGCUCGAGCUCGUUUGACAGAUGUUCGCCGAGGUUCAACGGCUCCGGAGCUCCGGAGGAGGAGAGCGGGUAGUGAGUGGAACGUUAGCCGAAAGAGGAGAGCGGAGAGCGGGCAGUGAGCGGGACAUUCACCGGUGGAGGAGAGCGGUCGGUGAGCGGGUUGUAAGCCGGAGGAGGAGAGCGGAGAGCGGGCAGUUAACGGAUCAUUCACCGGUGGAGGAGACUGAAACAUGUCGGGGGAAAAAGCGUCGAGUCCGUGUAACAAAUUUCAAGCCAACAUCUUUAAUAAAAGUAAAUGUCAGAACUGCUUCAAGUCCCGAGAACUGCAUCUGCUGAACGACCACAACAUGGAGCAGGCCAAACCGAUCUACGGAGGCUGGCUGUGUUUGGCUCCUGAGGGGACGGACUUCGACAACCCGAUGCAGAGGUCGAGGAAAUGGCAGCGGCGCUUCUUCAUCCUGUACGAACACGGCAGCCUGAGCUUCGCCCUGGACGAACUGCCGAGCACUUUGCCGCAGGGCACCGUGAACCUGAACCUGUGCGCGGACAUCGCCGACGCGGAGCCCAGGACGGGCCAGAGGAACGCGCUCUGCAUCGCCACGCCGGAGCGGGAGAUAUUCAUCCGCGGUGACAACAAAGAGAUCAUCAACGGGUGGAGCGAACAGCUCGCCGUCUAUCUGCGCACCAGCAGGCAGAAUCAGAAGAAGAAACGCAAAGUGGAACCCGUUGCCACGCAGGAACCGAGUCCAGCAAAGAUGGCUGCGACUGAUCCACGUUUUCCGUCCUCGGAGAGCGCUGCAGAGUCCGGCUGCGGUCGAUGGCAGGAAGACCAGCAGGGCAGGGGACCGGGUCUACCCCCCAUGUGGACUGUGACAGACCCUUUGGGCCCGGAGCAGACCCCUUCAGGCAGCACGUCUACCUGCCUGUGCCCGGCCUCCAGGGACUCUCUGACCUCGGCUGGCGGUUUCGUUAACCGGGUCGGCUGCUUGGACCUGGUGGCCGGUGGAAGCAACCAGCUGACUGAGUCAAACAACAUCCAAACCUCAGCCAACAACAAGAACCAGAGCCGGGACAAAAGGCUGCUGGGAUCGGAGACCACCGAGAAGGAGCGGGAAGGAGGGGCAGCUGUUUCCAGGCAGGGCAGGAGCGAGGCUCGCGCCAGCAAACGAGAGAAGCUUCAGUCGUGUGGAGACAUAGUCCAGCUCACCGCACCCCCACCUCAGAGAAGAUCCAGGUCUCUGGACCGCAGGACGUCAGACACAGUCAUGACGCCAGAUUUAUUAAACUUCAAAAAGGGCUGGAUGGUCAAACUGGAUGAAACCGAUCAGUGGAAGAAAUAUUGGUUUGUGCUGUCGACCGACAGUCUGAGGUACUACAAGGACUCCAUAGCCGAGGAGGCUUCAGAUCUCGAAGGAGAAAUCGACCUCACAAAGUGUUAUAAUGUGUCUGAGUACCAGGUCCAGAGGAACUACGGCUUUCAGAUCCACACGCCGAAGGAUGUCUACACGCUGUCGGCCAUGACUUCAGGGAUACGCAAGAACUGGAUCCAGGCUCUGAUGAGGAACGUACACCCGGCCAACGCCCCCGAUGUAGCCAGUUUACCGGGCCACCACGCUCCCUGCAGCCCCCCUGAAGCCCUCCCCAAACCAGACGUGACUCGGGACUCCCCCUCCGCCGACCUCUCCGCAGAGAGAGACCCUCACUCCAAACGCAGGACCGUAACGGAGAAACGUCGGGAAGGACGCUACAGAACCUUCGACUGGGCCGAGUUCAGGCCUCAGAACAAACCGGCUCCGGACGCAGACCCUCCGAGGACUAAACCUCUGUGCUCGCUGGAGCUGGGAGACCUGGAGAGGAGGAAGAGGCGGGAAGAGAGGAGGAGGAGGUAUGAGAGCAUGCUGGGAAUCUCUCUGGGUCGGGAGGUGACCGGCGAUGAAGCAGCAGACGUCAGCGUCAGAGCGAUGAGUCCGAAAUCACAGCAGCGAGUGGAGGAAGAGAUCGAAGAGUGCUGGAGGCUGGUGGAGAAGACGGCGUUCAGACUGGAGGGAACCGUCCCGCUGCUGACCGACGCCAGAGACGCUGCGGAGACGGAGAAACUGCUGGAGACCUACAGGAAGAAACUUGAGGAUCUGAAGGUUCAGCUGGCCGAGUCGGAGAGUCGCAGACUGGAGCUGGAGGCUCAGCUGAGUACAGCGGGAUAUCAUCAGCAUAAGCUGGACCCUCCUCUUCCUUCUGAAGAAGACACAAGCGAACAGCCGUUAAACAGCCACUCGCAGACCCUGAAAGACGUGUACGAAGAAACCAGAGAGCUCUUACAACAGCAGAACAUCAUCAGACAGGACAUGCAGCAGCAGCUCAGCUUCGAACCGCCUCCUUUAGCUCCUCAGACACCCAGAAUCUGGCUGCACGACACGGAGGGAAAUCUCCAAGAACUGGGGGAUUUGACACCUUUACUGUCCCCUGCAUCCGACAGCCAAGACGUUUUCCCCCAGAGCGACGGAGAGACCGCAGAACGACAUCCGGACGUCGAGAACCAGCCGGACGGAGAAGAUCGUCAGCAGGUUCCCGGCUCAGAAACACAAAUAAAUACCAGCGAGUAUAGUUCACUGAUUCUAGAGGAAGGAGACUCUCUGAGCUGCUGUGUGGAGCACCAGGCGACGGUGAGGAGGCUGGAGCUGCUCACCAGCCAGAACGAGGCUCUCAACCAGCGCAACCAGGAGAUGCUGAACCAGCUGACAGAGGCGGACCGCGAGAUCGAGCGUCUGAAAGCCGAGCUCAGCAGCAGCAGGUACACCGAACCCCUUCACCUCCCCGAGGUGGAGCAGCUGGGACAGACGGGGGCCGGCGAUCUGGAGAUGGAGCUGAGCUUGAGGAACCAGCAGCUCCUGGAGGCCCAGAGCUUGAUCGCCUCCCUGGAGGAGAACCUGAGGGAGACGGAGGCGCUGCUGCAGCUGAACGUCCCGGAGGAGAGCGCGCAGGAGGAGAGCGAGAGCGCGGAGAACCUGCUCCGCUGUUUGGAGGCUACCGAGGCGAAGCUGACGGAGCUCGAGAGGCAGCUCGACCAAUCGGAGCUCACCUGCGCGGCGCUCCAGACGCAGAACGCGCAGCUGAAGGAGGCGGACGAGCUUCACCGUCGGGCAGCUGCCGAGGCGGAGGCCGACAUCAGGAGGCUGAACGAGGAGCUGGAGAAGGAGAGACCGAAGGACGGAGACAGAAACGGGUGCGUUUCAGGUGAAGAGAGGAUCCAGAAGGUGAUCGAGGGGAUGGUGAUGAGGUUGAACGCUUUGGGGAAACUACUGGAGGUGAUCGACAGGUUGGACGUUGGUGUGAGAGGAGAAGAGGAGGAGAAUCCUGCGGUGGCGAGUCAGCUGAAGUGGGAGGAGGAGUUCUGGAGUUUGCUGCUCAACAAACUGGAGUCGAAUCCAUCCCAGCUGCACGAGGAGAAACCCGUGGAAGAGCUUCUGAGCGAGGUGACCGAACGAAUGAUAGUGGAGAAACAAAUGCUGCUUCUAGCUCUUCUGUCCGGGGCGGAUGAAGGGAGGGAAGGUCUGGAUAUUAUUUGGAAUAUUGCAAGUGAGGAAGCCAAAAAGCAGGAUGAGAGCAGGAUGUCGGACUUUAACGACGAGCUGUGUGAGAUCAAACGUUUCAGAGGCUUAACGCAGAUGAAAAUCUCUUUGCUGAGUCGCCUCGCCUCCUCCGUCAGCCCCUCUGCUCAGGACCAGCUCCAGCUGAUGGCCGACCGCCUCUCCGACUUCCACUUUUCGGAGCACCCCUGGUCCGGUUUCAUCCACUCCGCAGCCACCGAGGCGUUCUACUGCUGCCACUUAAGCCGCCUGCGCUCGAAACACGAAAGGGAGCUCGAGGAAACCAGACAGAAACUUCUCACUGCGUCUCUCAUCUGCAGCGACUGCGUGGACCUGAUGGAGGAAAACAGGGAGCUGAGAGCGAGACUGUCGCACCUGGAGGGACAGCGGGCGCCGUCAGCGGGCGGGAAGAUGGACGCGUGCUGCCAGACGGACGCAGAUAUCGAGGUACAGGUGGCGAAGGAAACUGGGGGAGAAGAGACGGUGGAGUGUAUGGAAAUCCCACCGUCGCGUGUCGAAGGUGAGUCGGAGACGGCGGACGAAGACACGAGAGAGACGAGUGACGCGUCCCGCGAGGAAACGGCGGCGGCGUUCGAGGCGGAGCCCGAUUUCGUGCUGAGGAGGAGAGUGAAGGAGCUGGAGGAGCAGCUGUCCGUCGUGGAGGAGACGAUGAAAGACGAGUUUGACGGGAAGAUGAGUUUUGUUCAGACGCAACACGAGGAGGAGAUGGAGAGGCUGAAGGUCACGUGCGAGCGCGGCUUCGCCUCCGUGGAGGAGUGUCAUCUGAAGGUCGUGGAGGAGCUGCAGCGUCGACACCAGCAGGAAGUGGAGCGCCUCCUGGUGGAGAGAGACCGACUGCUGGAGGAGGAGAGCGCUGCCACGGCGACCGCGAUCGCGGCCAUCGGGAACGCUCACCGGCUGGAGCUGGAGAGGGAGGUGCAGAGGAGGAGUCGGGCAGAGACGGGAGACGCUCACCUGGAGGACGUUUACAGACAGCACAGCGAGGAGCUGGCCUCGUACCAACGGGAGCUCCAGGCGUUGUCCCAGCAGUUCUCUCUGAAGUGUCUGGAGAACGAACAUCUGGUCCAGGCUCUGGAUGCUGAGAGGAAGGCCUUGUGUCAGUGCCAGCAGGAAAACCAAGACCUGAGGACCAGAAACCAGGAGCUGAACGGUCACCUGGCGGCUGAGAUCUCCAGACUUUGUUCUCUGGUCCGUCAGGACGAACCGCCGCUCGGUCCGAGAGCGGACGCGUACGAGAUGGAGAUCAACCUGCGAGUGAAAGAGUCCGAGGUCCAGAGUCUGAAACAGGAGGUCGCGUCUCUGAAGGACGAGCUGCAGUCGGCACAACGGGACAAGAGGAACGCCGUGAAGACGUACAAGGACGCGUACGGCGAGCUGAGCGCGGCGAGGGCGGACAGCGAGCGAGAGCUGGACGAGCUGAGGGAGAACCUGAGGCUGGCCCGCCGCGCUCUGGACCACAAUGCACCCUGAUAGCUCCACAUUUCAGAAUAAAAGUAUUUAAUACAAGACAAAUCAUUCCCUCCUGUAACCUUUAAAGUUUUAUUUAAUAAAUCCAGAAACUGUUUUUAAGUUUUUACCAUCGUCGUUAAGAAAUAAGUGUUUAUGUUAUUUUAUAUAUUUUUUAUCUGUACAGACAUUUUGUUAUUGUAAGACUGAUUACAUGUUUUAUCAUAUUUGUGUUUGUUUGUUUGUUUGUUUGUUUGUUGUCCUCAUCCUCUGCUGUACGUGUCGUUAAACUGUCGUUUUUUUUUACAUCAAUUAAAUCUUUUUAAAUUAAAAUCUUAAAACAUUUCUGUCAGUGGACUCUGAUUUAUAUAUUUGUAUUAAUAUAAUUAUUAUUAAUUAAAUGAAAUUGGC
Messenger RNA from Morone saxatilis (striped sea-bass), 7827 nucleotides. Its product is annotated as myosin phosphatase Rho-interacting protein-like. The record is from RefSeq and is a predicted model, not a curated record. The transcript is spliced from 22 exons. Gene Ontology annotation, cellular component: actin cytoskeleton. Lineage: Eukaryota; Metazoa; Chordata; Actinopteri; Moronidae. Gene Ontology annotation, biological process: actin filament organization. Bases 2596 to 7440 code for a protein of 1614 amino acids. Gene Ontology annotation, molecular function: actin filament binding.